UCCGCGCUGCGCCGGUGCAGGGCGGGAAUAAAAACCUCCUGAAGCCCCUCCUGAGCGGCGUGGGCGGAGGGCAGGAGGGGUUUCUGGCGGUGCACGGUGUUUGCCAGAUGAGGCCUGGAGAAGCAGUGAGCAAACGUGAGCUGACAAAAUUGCAUGUGUUUGGCAAAUGGCAUAGCAUUCCAAGGAAGCAGGUGACCUAUGGAGAUCCUGAGUUAACAUACACUUACUCAGGCGUUACCUUUUCCCCUAAGCCGUGGAUCCCAGUUCUCAACCGUAUCAGAGACCACGUUGCUUUACACACUGGACAUACUUUUAAUUUUGUCCUUAUUAACAGAUAUAAAGAUGGUUGGGACCACAUAGGUGAACAUCGAGAUGAUGAGAGAGAACUGGUUCCACGCAGUCCUAUUGCAUCUGUGUCGUUUGGAGCUUGCAGGGACUUUAUUUUCCGGCAUUGUGAUUCCAGAGGGAAAAAUGCAACACGUCACAUCAAGCCCAUCAAACUGCAGCUAGCUCAUGGUAGUCUGCUGAUGAUGAAAUAUCCCACCAAUGUGUAUUGGUAUCACAGCCUGCCCACCCGCAAGAGAGUACUUGCCCCAAGAAUCAACCUGACAUUUCGGAAAGUGAUGACUCUAGCAAGAAAGUGAAAUAUUUAGCAGUCAAGCACCUGCUGUUUUGACCUCGAAAAUGAGAGCUCGCUUUUCUGACAUAAUUGUCGAUUUCUCUUUCAAACGCUAUCUUAGAUGAUCCAAGGUAUUUGGAUGAGGGAGUUAAACCAGAAGAGGGGAUAGUGUGCUUGGUAAUUUGCUAACAAAUAAAUUGCUCAUCUUAAAUGACAAGACUAUUGUUCUCUCAGUAAAGCGUUGCUACAGCCCUGCCGAUACAGAUUAUUUUUGAUGACUGAUACCCUUGUUUUCUUUGGCUCAGGAAGAACUUUGUUCUCAAUUGAUCUUAAUCUAACCAUUUUUUCAAAAAGAUCAAAAUCUGGUAUAUCCUUGAAAUAGCUGCAAAGUGCUUUAUAAAUACUAUAAAGUACAAAAAGGUGUAAUCAUUUAGAGUUGAUAUUGUUCAAUAGAUUACACGUUCUUGUAUGCUCUGUCAAUAAAAUGUGGUUUGUUUUUUAAAAAUAAAAUACAAACAAGACUCUGAUAUGAAAAAGAAGGGUAGGGAGAUAUGGAUAUAGUGAGUGCAGCAUGACUGGCUAUGUAUUUUACAGUGACUAUGAGUUUUGUCUGCAUAUAUUUCACUGCUGCUCUACAUCUUCCGCUUGCAUGGGAGACUGGGUUAUUUUGGUCGGUAGCGUGCUGGGGCAGGAGGAAGCAUGAGGUGCUGGUGCUACAGUGCAGGGAGAGGGCUGCCUCUUCUCAAGGUCCUACAGCUGUAUAGAUGCCAGGGAGCGUAAGAUAACAUCAUGGGGAAAGAUGGGGUUGUAGAAUUUGUACGGACAGCACAAGUUGGAAGGCUGUAACUUCUGAGAGUAUCUGCUCUUUUCUAAAUAAUUAUCCCUAGGGAUUCCAUUCUGACCAUCUGAAGGGCCACUACCUCCCACGCUCACAGUGAAUCCUACUGAAACGAGGAAAGACCUUCCAAAGUCAACAACAGAUAUUGAAGAAUCGAGCAACGUAAGUAGUAAGCAAAAACGUGAACCAGGCUACAAGCAUCUCAAUUAGUUAGUGAUUGGCUUCAGCCUUCAGUGAUAGAUCUAUCUGGGCUGUCUCCCAGCAUAACUUCAUGGAAUUAAGGUCUGUUCAGACAAUCUGGGACUUGCUAUCCUCUCUCAGUACCAGCAAAUGCUAUAUAUAGCAUGAAGAACUCCUGUAGGAAUGUUUCUUAUCCAGAUAAUGUGAAC
Messenger RNA from Struthio camelus australis, 1846 nucleotides. Lineage: Eukaryota; Metazoa; Chordata; Aves; Struthioniformes; Struthionidae. The record is from RefSeq and is a predicted model, not a curated record.